Messenger RNA from Onychostruthus taczanowskii (white-rumped snowfinch), 1167 nucleotides. RefSeq names its product acrosin-like. Gene Ontology annotation, molecular function: serine-type endopeptidase activity. The record is from RefSeq and is a predicted model, not a curated record. The coding region runs from base 1 to 1167 and encodes 388 amino acids. The transcript is spliced from 5 exons. Gene Ontology annotation, biological process: proteolysis; acrosome reaction. NCBI's taxonomy places the organism in Eukaryota, Metazoa, Chordata, Aves, Passeriformes, Passeridae.
AUGCCGUUCUGGGCUGGGAGUUUCGCGACUGGAGCUCCUGGCAGUGCCCGGGGCCGGCUCGGAGCCUCCCGGGCCGCUCCCGCUCCCUCGCCGCCGUUCCACGGCUCUGUGACGGUCCCGCCGCGGAACCGGGGCCGCCCUGUGACGUCACCCCCGGGCGGGGACCCCGGGGAGCGGCGGGCACCGGCGGGCCGGGGGCUCUGCCGCGGUCUCGCUGUCCCCAGCAUGGCUCCGCUCUGGCUCCUGGUCCUGCUGGCCGCGGCCGCCCCCGCCCGGGCCACCUGGGACUCCUGCGACGGUACCUGCGGUCUCCAGCCCAUGGCCGAGGAGUUCGGCGGCAGCUCCGGGGCCGUUCGCGGGGCCUGGCCGGGGCUGGCGAGCGUCCAGGACCCGCUGCGGGCCGGCAGCGGCCACGUGUGCGGCGGGAGCCUGAUCGCCCCGGGCUGGCUGCUCACGGCCGCCCGCUGCCUGCCCAGCCGGGGUGGGAACGUCAGCUCGUGGCGGGUGGUGCUGGGCGCCGCCGACCUGAGCGACCCCGGGCCCGAGGCGCAGGUGCGGCGGGUGCUGCGGGCGCGGCGGCACCCGGGGCUGGACGUGGCGCUGCUGCAGCUGCAGCCGCCCGCAGAGUGCAGCGACUUCGUGCAGCUGGGCUGCGUCAGCGAGGCCGCGCCGCCGCGGGGGCCGCAGCGCUGCUACAUCGCGGGCUGGGCCCGCCUGCAGGACACAGCCCCGCCCCGGGAGGUGCUGCGGGAGGCUCAGGUGCGGCUGCUCCCGCCCGAGCUCUGUGACGGCUCCGGGGCCGCGCCCUCCCCCCAGGUGUGCGCGGAGCACUCGCGGGGCGGCUCCGGCACCUGCCAGAGUGACCCCGGCGGGCCGCUCGUUUGCCGUUCCCGGGGCUCGGGGCCCUUCUGGCUCGUCGGGGUCUCCAGCGGCGGCCGCGGCUGCGUCUUCACCCCGGCCUGGCUCUUCAGCCGCUGGAUCCUGCAGCAGCUCGGGACCCCCGGGACCCCCGAGACCCCCGCGGCCCCCGGGACCGCCGCGAGCCCCGACAGCGCCGGCGGCACCGGCGGCACCGGCCAGGAGCCCGCGGGGCCGAGCUCGGUGCUGCUGCGGUUCUUCUCCGUGCUGCGGGAGCUGCUCCGCUUCCUGCGGGACAGCGCGGGCUGA